Manihot esculenta (cassava) is the source of this 1065-nucleotide messenger RNA. RefSeq names its product zinc finger BED domain-containing protein RICESLEEPER 2. The transcript is spliced from 2 exons. Lineage: Eukaryota; Viridiplantae; Streptophyta; Magnoliopsida; Malpighiales; Euphorbiaceae. The record is from RefSeq and is a predicted model, not a curated record. The coding region runs from base 1 to 1065 and encodes 354 amino acids.
AUGUCAAACGCAAAUUCGAAUGAAUUAAGUAUUCCUAUUGAUCAAGUGCCUUCUGUUAUUUUUCUUUCUAUUCAAGAUUCAUCUACAAGUCCAGCCAUGGAUGAUGCCACUACAAAUGUUGAUGAAUCAAAUCAAAAUAAAGAAAAAGAAGAUGAGGAAAGUCCAUUUUGUCCGAAAAAAAGGAAGCGAACUUCAAAAGUGUGGACUGAGUUCAAGGAAAUUUCACUUUCUGAUGGAACAGUGAAGGCAGAAUCUGAGACAGAAAGUGUGACUUCUGUGCAAAAUUUUAAAUAUGACCAUGCAAAAGUAAGAGAAGUCAUUGCUCAUAUGAUUCUUGUUCAUGAGUUGUCAUUCAGCUUUGUAGAGUAUGAGGUCUUCAAUUUGUUAAUGAGAACCGCAACUCCAUAUUAUCAGAAGGUUAGUCGUGCAACUGCAAGGAAAGAUUGUUUUUCUACGUAUGAAAUUGAGAAGAAGAAAGUGAAAGCAUUAUUGAAGGACACUGACAAGGUUAGUGUAACUAUGGAUUUAUGGAAGUCUGGGCAGCACAUUUCAUACAUGGUUGUUACUGCCCAUUUUGUGGACUCUGAAUGGAAGUUACAAAAACGUACUUUGAAUUUUUGUGAUGUCCCACCACCUCAUACAGGUGUUGUUAUAUGUGAUGUGCUACAAAAAUGCUUAGUUGAAUGGGGCAUCGAAGAUAAGGUAUGGACUAUUAGUGUUGAUAAUGUCAGUUAUAAUGAUGUUGCUGUUAGGAUGUUGAAGGAUAAUCUUGCUUACAAGAAUAGUCUUGCACUUCAUGGUAAAUUAUUUCAUGUGAGAUGUUGUGCACAUAUUUUGAAUUUAUUGGUACAAGAUGGUUUGUCUGAGAUUGCAUAUAUAAUUAAAAAUGUGCGUGAAAGUGUAAAACAUCUUGUUGAUUCUGAGUCUCGCCGUUUAAUUUUUAGUGAAAUUGCAAAGCUAUUGAAAUUACCUUCCAAGAAGCUUCUUUUAGAUUGUGGCACAAGGUGGAAUGCAACUUAUUUCAUGCUAUCAGUUGCUUUGAAGUUUAAAGAUAUCUUUCCUUGA